Messenger RNA from Tremella mesenterica DSM 1558, 2373 nucleotides. RefSeq lists its product as uncharacterized. Gene Ontology annotation, biological process: tRNA wobble uridine modification. Gene Ontology annotation, cellular component: elongator holoenzyme complex. The coding region runs from base 1 to 2373 and encodes 790 amino acids. NCBI's taxonomy places the organism in Eukaryota, Fungi, Basidiomycota, Tremellomycetes, Tremellales, Tremellaceae. The transcript has 10 exons. Gene Ontology annotation, molecular function: protein binding. The record is from RefSeq and is a predicted model, not a curated record.
AUGAAAGCUUCUACUUCAUACAUAUCAACAGGAGCCAAUCGAUCUUCCUCAUGUUCAGCAUGUUCUUCUUCCGGUCUUUACAUCCUAGGGACCGGUAAAGUCAUAGCGUUAUGGGAUACUCAAGCUGAACCAAGUGUUGGCGUCAUCUCAACCCUCUCCGGUCAUACAGCCGAUAUAACCACUCUGAAGUUUUUGGAUAAAUUGAAUGAUCGACCUGAUUUCGUUAGUGGAGAUACUGCCGGGCAAGUCAAAACUUGGCGAUUGAGACAAGACCAGACAUACGAAUGUGAUCUCACAUUUAUGGCACAUGAGUUUUCUUCUAUAUCCUCUUUGGGAAUCCCACCUAGCGAAGGAAAUCUUGAAGGACAUAUUCUCACUGGGGGUUCAGAUGGGACUGUCAAGUUGUGGGAUAUUUCAGAAGGAGAAGCUAUCUUGAAGCAAACUAUCAAUCCUAAAGGUAAAUUACCACUAGAUUUGGUUAUUGGGCAUCUUCCUGGGACUAAAGCUCUUAUUCUAAUUGUUGGCUGUACGGAUCGUCGAGUUCAAGUGUACACUUAUCAAAACAAUGCCUUUAUCCACUCCCUAUCAUUGGAAGGACACGAAGACUGGGUCCGUUCUCUUUCUCUUACGUCUUACCCAUCCUCUUCAUCAAGUACAGCAUCAUCAUCCACAACAAAUUCCGACCUUCUUCUUGCCUCAGGUUCUCAAGACGGAUUCAUACGACUAUGGCGUAUCUCUCCAACGAAGAAAUUCUCAGAUCUCAAUGGGAAUAUCAAUAGUCUCGAAAUGUUAGACGACUUCGAGAGACGUCUUGCCGGAGAAGGUGGAUCAACACAAAUAUCUACCAAAGCCCAUGUACUCAGUUUGGAGGAAGGGAAAUGGGAUAUCACCCUAGAAGCUCUUUUGGUAGGACAUGAAGGUGGAGUGACCGAUCUCAAUUGGUCCCCCAUACCUUCUUCUUUGGACUCUUCUGAAUCACCCUUGAGACCACCCCGAUUACUCUCAACGGCAAGCGACAACUCUAUGAUCAUCUGGCAACCUUCUGAAGGAGACGACGGAAUAUGGAUCCCAGCCCAUCGAUUCGGUGCUUUAGGUGGGAAAGGGUUGGCAGUCUUUGGAGCUGUAUGGGGAAAAGAUGGAAAUGGUGUCAUGUCGGCCGGAUGGAAUGGAGGGGUUGAGAGAUGGAAGAAGAUUUCGUCUGAACCGGAAACUUGGCAGCCGGAUGUAGGGUUGACUGGACAUUUCGGGGAUGUUAAGUCUGUUGCUUGGGAUGUGGAUGGGGAUUAUCUUUUGUCCGUCGGAUCUGACCAGACUUCACGUAUUCACGCGGAAACAUCAAUAGCAGGAGCCAAAAGAUGGGCCGAAAUAGCUCGUCCUCAGAUACACGGGUACGACAUGACUGAUUGUGUAUUCCUCAAUCCACUUAAAUUCGCAAGUACCGCCGAUGAGAAAGUCACGAGAAUUUUCGAAGCCCCGUCAGGUUUUGUGGAAUCUCUCCAUACUCUAGGAGUUAGCUCGACCAUUCAAUCUGAUCCGACCGCCAGACCUAAAGGGGCUACGGUUCCUCCCUUGGGUCUCUCCAACAGAGCUUUCGGGAAAGAGCUAGAGUCAUUAGAUGCUCCGACUGCUAAUGAACCGAUACAUUCCGUUUCGAAAGCUUUCAUUCAGAUUCCCACUGAAGACGAGUUGGCUUCUUCUACUUUAUGGCCGGAGGUGGAAAAGGUUUAUGGACAUGGGUAUGAACUGGUCACCUGCGCCGCUUCCCACUCUGGUGAAAUCAUAGCCACAGCUUGCCGUGCUUCCUCUGCCGAACACGCAGUCGUCCGUCUUGUAUCCAGUACCACUUCCGAGCUUGUCUGUCCUCCGCUCACUGGUCAUACACUCACCAUCACCCGUAUCGCGUUCAGUCCUGAUGACUCGAGGAUCCUCACUUGUUCAAGAGAUAGAGGAUGGAGGAUGUUCAAACGGUCCAAUGGACAGACAUACGACCCUUGUGCGGCUCAGGAUAAGGCUCAUGGGAGGAUGGUUUUGGAUUGUGCUUGGACUUCUGAUGGGAAAGGGUUUGCUACUGCUUCGCGGGAUAAGACGGUCAAAAUAUGGACAUCUUCCGCAGGGGAAGAUCAAUGGAUACAAGUAGCCAGUAUCAAACUCACCGAAGCUGCCACCGCCAUUGACUUUACGGAUUCACCAUCAGGUUCAAUCUUGGCCGUUGGGACAGAGAACGGUACUAUAGAAAUCUAUUCUCUGUUAUUUGUCAUGUGGCUCCCCGUCAACAGACUGGCUUUCCGACCGCAAAAAGGCGAACAGGGGGGAUUGAUCCUGGCGAGUUGUUCGGACGAUCGAUCGGUUCGGAUCUUCGAUAUCAUAUUGUGA